This is a messenger RNA of Scatophagus argus, 2475 nucleotides long. It is a transcript of the gene nr1d1, whose product is annotated as nuclear receptor subfamily 1, group d, member 1. The record is from RefSeq and is a predicted model, not a curated record. Lineage: Eukaryota; Metazoa; Chordata; Actinopteri; Scatophagidae. Gene Ontology annotation, molecular function: zinc ion binding; nuclear receptor activity; RNA polymerase II cis-regulatory region sequence-specific DNA binding. Bases 223 to 2061 code for a protein of 612 amino acids. Gene Ontology annotation, biological process: positive regulation of transcription by RNA polymerase II; negative regulation of transcription by RNA polymerase II; hormone-mediated signaling pathway. The transcript has 8 exons.
AGAGAGGAAGCGCGUGCAGCAGAUGACAGGACCCUCGUGCAGCGGUCACACAUCAGUCCAGUUCAGACAGAGAAAGACGGAAUGAUGGAGCCGAGUUACUUCUUCUUCGGUGGUGUUUUCUAGGCUUUCUGCUUCGUGAUGCGGAGAAUAUCCGGGACUUUUUAACAAAUAAACCGCUCGUGCGUGUCUGUAUCGGAGCACAGACAGGUGAAGACGACUGCCAUGGACACAAACAACAACAACAAUUCAGGAGGUGUCAUCUCCUAUGUGGGCUCAUGUGGAGGCUCUCCAACCCGCACCAGUCCGGUCUCCAUGUACAGCGAGAACUCCAACUCCCAGCCCUGCUUCGCCUCAUCCUCCACCUCCUCUUUAACUCCCCCCUUCCUCAGCAGCAGCUCCAGUUCAGGCUCUGCAGGAGAAGAUGGCUCCUCCUCGGCUUCCUCCUCAGCAGGAGGUUCACCUCGCGGUCGAGACGACGGAGGAUCUCUGAGGGCGUCGCCCAGCAAGUCUGUGGCCAGUCUCACCAAGCUGAACGGCAUGGUGCUGCUGUGUAAAGUUUGUGGUGACGUGGCUUCAGGUUUUCAUUAUGGAGUCCACGCCUGUGAAGGCUGCAAGGGCUUCUUCCGUCGCAGCAUCCAGCAGAACAUCCAGUACAAGAAGUGUCUGAAGAGCGAGAGCUGCACCAUCAUGAGGAUCAACAGGAACCGCUGCCAGCAGUGCCGCUUCAAGAAGUGCCUGUCUGUGGGCAUGAGCCGAGAUGCGGUUCGUUUCGGGCGGAUCCCUAAGCGUGAGAAGCAGAGGAUGUUGGCUGAGAUGCAGAGCGCCAUGAACAACAUGGUGAACAACCAGCUGCAGAGCGACUUCCAGCUUGCCAGUCUCUCAUCUUCCUCUUCUUCAUCGUCAUCCUCCUCUCCCUGCCCAGGGGUAACCAUCGCCCCUCAGCCGCAGCCCUCAGCCCUGCCGCUGGCGCCGUCCUCCCCCUCCCCUCCGGCCCCAGCCUCCUCCUCCUCACCCCCUCCUCUUCCUCCUCGCCCCUGUCAAAGCCCCUGCCCCUCUUCCUCUCCUCCUCCUCCUCCUCCUCCUCUUAGCCCUGGGUUGGACUCCACCAUCUGCGCCAUUGCACGCGCUCACCGUGAGACCUUCCUUUACGCUCACGACAAGCUGGCCAAUCCCCGUGUGGCACCUCAGCAGCAGAAUAACCACGCCCACCACCAAAAUGUGGAGGCGGAGCCCUGGGGACCCAACCGGUGCCCCAGUGGUUACCAUGCCAACGGCCUCAACACCAUCUUUCACCACAACAACAACCUGCUGCCAGACAACAGCCAAAACAGCACAAACAAUCACCAUGGCAGCGGUAGGCGAAGCCUGCACAACAGUAAUCUGAUUGGAGGAGACGGGCUUGGUGAUCAUGUAACCCAGGGGAUGAACUGUCCAAUGAAGAACCGUGCAGGGAUAGUGCUGGCCUGCCCGAUGAACCGGCAGCCUCACGCUGACCUCUCAAAGACGCCCCAGGAGAUCUGGGAGGACUUCUCUCUGUCCUUCACCCCCGCCGUGAGGGAGGUGGUGGAGUUUGCCAAACACAUCCCAGGAUUCAGCUCUCUCUCCCAGAACGACCAGGUGACCCUGCUCAAGGCCGGCACCUUCGAGGUGCUGAUGGUGCGCUUUGCUUUCCUCUUCAACGUGAAGGAGCAGUUGGUGACCUUCCUCUCUGGCGCCACCUACAGCCUGGAGGAGCUGAGGGCGAUGGGGAUGUGCGAGCUGCUGGGAGCCAUGUUUGACUUCAGCCACAAACUGGCUGCACUGGAGCUGAACGCCCAGGAGCUGGGACUGUUCACCGCCGUGGUGCUGGUGUCCGCAGACCGGUCCGGUAUUGAGAACGUGGCGUCGGUGGAGCAGCUGCAGGAAAACCUGAUCCGAGCGCUGCGCUCGCUGGUCAACAACAACCAUUACGGGAACGUGGACUCGCCGCGUUUCACCAAACUGCUGCUGAAGCUGCCCGACCUGCGGACGCUCAACAACAUGCACUCUGAGAAACUGCUGUCCUUCCGCAUUGACGCCUGAUGACCUCACGGCUGAUGUCACCAGUGACAUCACUGCGCUUUCUGUCCGGAUUCCUGAACUUCCUGUGAUCGCUGCCGAUGAUAAAUGCGAUAUCCUGCGGUGCUCUCCAUCGCCGUGACGACAGCUCAUCACCCUGAUGUCAUGGCAUAACUACGACUGACACGGUGAUGACGUCAUGACCAGAACGGGUCUGCACACAGCUGUCUGCUGACGGGUUGAAGGACCAGCGCGACAUUUUAAGAGCGCUCCUUAGACGCGCUAAGGAGUCACCCCCAGUGUUUAGCCUAGCUUAGCACAAAGACUGGAAACAGAUGCAAACUGUUAGCCGGGUUGCACCAAAACAUCAAACAGCUCUAAGUGUCUCUGAUUUACGUCUGUUGUGUUUGUUAAUAAAUCACGUGAGCAAAAAGAAAA